AUGUCUGAGCCACAUCAUCAUCACCACGACCAAGGGGAGGACGUCGAAGGAGUACCCUCACGGCAGGAGGCGGGCAGCAGGUUAAAUAAGAGGGACUCGAAGCUAGGAUUGAGGAACUUGUUUCAUCGAAACAGAUCAGCCACCGAAGCGGAACGAAUGUCGACUGUCGCCCCGAGAGAAACGCAAACGAGAUCCGGAGGUCUGCGCGCCUCCAUCGCCAGUGUCAGCCACUGGCCGUAUGGACUGCAUCACAGCCAUGGCCAUGCCCAGCGGUCCGAGGUGACGUUAUCCGGGUCCGGAUCCCCUCUCACACCUACCUUCCCGGGCCCGACUUUGAAACACAAGAAAUCAGCAAGUAAUGUGCGUGGACACGCAUCGCCUAGAACAUCAAGGGGAUCCCUGGCUGCUUGGGAUCCACCAACACUUUGCCAAGUUUAUCCCCAGGCCAUCAAGCAAGCUCGUCUUCCUGCCUGUACCGCUUCAGCUGAGGCUAUACUCAGGCUGCAUCAACAUAAGGGCAUUUUCUCGAUUGGCGACACUUUCGGAUCAGGCUCAGCAACAACCGCAGACGGGGCAGCUCCGUCGACAGCAGGUGACAAGUCCGAGAGAGGGAGGAGGAGGCACCGCCGCAAUACCUCUGGAUCAUACACCGGGGAUGGGCCCUUGGACCGUCUGCCGGAGAAGGUCUUGCCGUUGGGAAAGGACUCGGCUGCCUUUGUGAGCGAUGUUAUUCCAGGACGCCACUGGGUGCUGCAGAUAACCGCCACGGCUGAUUCGGACUCUGCCGCCCCGUCAUCUCACGCCAGCUCAUUGCUUGCGCGACUACCCUUUCGGGGCCAGGACAAAAGACAGGCCUCCAAUCUCUUAAUGGUGUUCGAGAAUGCGGCCGAUAUGGAGAGUUGGCUGGCCACGCUUAGAAACGCAAUUGAAGGCCUCGGAGGAAGGAAGAAGCUUUCCGAGACAGGAAACAUGAAUGUUGAUAACGAAGCUUCAGAGCUCCGAAGCCAGACAAGCCAAAGAACCUUGGUAGUUGGCGAUUAUGGUGGAGCCACAUCUCAUGAGUCGUGGGACGAACGCCAGAGCACCUCAAACCCGGAUAUCAACAUGGACUUCGCUGAUGCUGAAGGGACACGAGGUCAGUCUUUUGACGAGGCCGCGUCCACCGCUAGCGUGAUCUCACAUGAUGGUAGACAGUUAGACGGACUCAGGGAUAGCACCCAGCGGUUUUCAUAUCUGUCAUCCGGUCAGCGUACAGUCCUCACAUCAGCUGGAUCAUCACCGGCAUGCUCGCCUGUCCGCGACUCUUUUGCAAGCCUUCAGGACUCGAUACCAGAGCUCACCGCCCUCGAUGACCAACCCCGACCGCGACCAAGACCGAAUGCAUCGGCAAUCAGUGACAGGAGACAGUCACUUCAGACGAUGAAUCAUCUCCUCGAAAUCCGUCUGGCCACCUCCCGGCCUGUUUCGGGUUCGAGUGCGUGGAAUUUCGAUCCCAGCAGCCCUUCAAGCUCCAGCAAACGAUCCAGUAAGCGUUACUCGCUCGCUAGGUCAACAAAAUCUCUUCCGGAAGAGGAAGCUGAACCAUCUUCUCCGCCCCCACCGCUACCUUCUCAGAUUCGCGGCGGUUCACGAAGACCCCCGCCCUCGGCUCUCUGCCUCAACUCACGCCCGUUAUCUUUUGUAGAGGAUCAACCGUCACCUGCGUCGCCGCUUGAUGAGAACGGUAUUCCAAUCGAAGUAACCGUUGAAACAGCACGAGAGGCGGAGUCACUCUUCUCGUCUUGGGGGUUGCCAGAUGCAACCAAGCAACGCUCUAACAGCCGCGAGGACUGGGAAAACCUCUCUCCCACGCAGCCUGUCACACAAGGUAGCCCUGAGAAGAGGUCGGGUUAUUUCCAGGCCGAAGGCAUCCCAUCGGCGAUUCCUGCGACAUCAGUGGCUUUCCAAGACAUGCUCAGAUCCACCUCAUCCAUCGGCAACCACCCGGGUAGCCCAACAAAACGCGUCGAUAGAAGAAGAUUCAGUCUGCAGUCUCAGCUGUCAGAGAGGUCAAGCGAAACUGGUCGCAGUUUCCUCGACCUGAGUGACCUAGGUGACCACCUCGGUGAUCUUCCCCAGAUAUCUUCGACUUCACUCUCGAAGCCGGGAUCGAGACCAGGGCCACAUUUUAGGUCGAUGUCGGUUGCCAACGGCUUGGGUCCGCGACGGAGCAUGACACAGCUGGUAGAAGGUCCUCCGCCUGCUCCUCCGCCAAACCGAGCCCUUCCUCCGAUCCCUCCCCCGCCGAACCGUGCCCUUCCUCCGAUCCCGAGAAAAUCGUCACUUCAGGUCUGUCAGUCAGCGGCUUCUCCUUGA
Sordaria macrospora k-hell is the source of this 2355-nucleotide messenger RNA. RefSeq lists its product as uncharacterized. The record is from RefSeq and is a predicted model, not a curated record. Lineage: Eukaryota; Fungi; Ascomycota; Sordariomycetes; Sordariales; Sordariaceae.